Molecule: messenger RNA, 1600 nt
Organism: Synchiropus splendidus (mandarinfish)
Lineage: Eukaryota; Metazoa; Chordata; Actinopteri; Syngnathiformes; Callionymidae
Gene: ruvbl1
Product: RuvB-like AAA ATPase 1
Exons: 11
Coding region: 138-1508 (456 amino acids)
Biological process (GO): regulation of transcription by RNA polymerase II; box C/D snoRNP assembly; chromatin remodeling
Cellular component (GO): Swr1 complex; Ino80 complex; R2TP complex
Molecular function (GO): ATP hydrolysis activity; DNA helicase activity; ATP binding
Source: RefSeq, a predicted model, not a curated record
CCUAGUUACCGCACAUGGAAACCGUUCCCUCUGUGUUUUGAGUUUCGGCGCCGACUCGAGGAGCAGGACCUUGUCCUCCAUAUAGAAAGCCAUAAAGUUGAAUUGUGUGACAUAUUUCAGGACACGUCUUCGCCAAGAUGAAGAUCGAGGAGGUGAAGAGCACGACCAAGACGCAGCGGAUCGCGUCUCACAGUCAUGUGAAAGGACUGGGGCUAGACGAGGCCGGGUAUGCUAAACAGUCCGCGUGCGGACUCGUCGGACAAGAGGCCGCAAGAGAGGCCUGUGGAAUCAUUGUGGAGCUGAUCCGCUCCAAGAAAAUGGCAGGCCGGGCCAUUUUACUCGCUGGGCCACCUGGCACCGGGAAGACUGCACUUGCCCUGGCUGUAGCGCAGGAACUGGGCAACAAGGUUCCCUUCUGCCCCAUGGUUGGCAGCGAGGUCUACUCAGCGGAAAUAAAAAAGACUGAAGUUCUGAUGGAGAAUUUUAGGAGAGCCAUCGGAUUACGUAUCAAAGAAACAAAGGAGGUCUAUGAAGGUGAGGUGACAGAACUCACUCCUUGUGAGACAGAGAAUCCAAUGGGAGGCUACGGGAAAACCAUUAGUCACGUCAUCAUUGGGCUGAAGACCGGUAAAGGCACCAAGCAGCUCAAGCUGGAUCCCAGUAUCUACGAGAGUCUCCAGAAGGAACGAGUUGAAGUGGGAGACGUCAUCUACAUCGAAGCCAACAGCGGUGCUGUCAAGAGACAAGGGCGCUGUGACACCUUCGCCACGGAGUUUGAUCUGGAAGCGGAGGAGUACGUGCCACUUCCCAAGGGUGAUGUUCACAAAAAGAAGGAGAUCGUCCAAGACGUGACGCUUCAUGACCUGGACGUGGCAAACGCCAGACCACAGGGUGGGCAGGACAUCCUCUCCAUGAUGGGUCAACUGAUGAAACCCAAGAAGACAGAAAUCACAGAUAAGCUGCGCGCUGAGAUCAACAAGGUGGUGAACCGCUACAUCGACCAGGGCGUGGCGGAGUUGGUGCCCGGGGUUCUGUUCGUGGACGAGGUGCACAUGCUGGACAUCGAGUGCUUCACGUACCUCCACCGGGCGUUGGAGAGCACCAUCGCUCCCAUCGUGGUGUUCGCCUCCAACAGAGGAAACUGCCUGAUCAGGGGGACCGAGGACAUCAGCUCGCCACACGGGAUUCCACGGGAUCUGCUGGACCGCGUCAUGAUCAUACGCACCAUGCUGUACACGCCGCAGGAGAUGAAGCAGAUCAUCAAGAUCAGAGCCCAGACUGAGUCUGUAAACAUCAGCGAGGAGGGACUUGCACACCUGGCAGAGAUCGGAACCAAGACCACCCUCAGAUACGCCGUGCAGCUGCUGACCCCGGCCAGUCGACUGGGUCGUGUUCAAGGGAAGGAGACGGUGGAGAGAGAGCAGGUGGAGGAGAUCAACGAGCUCUUCUACGACGCCAAGUCCUCGGCCAAAAUUCUCCAAGACCAACACCACAAGUUCAUGAAGUGAACCACUCUGCUCCUUCCUGUCCUCUCCCUGCUCACAUCGAUCUAGUUUUCUAUUAUUGUAAUUUGUGUUUUGAAUAAAAUCUGUGACACUGA